UCUGUGGAGCACAAAAAGUGGAAUGUGUGUACACUUCUGGUUAACGUGUAAACCGCGGAUGGAGCAGAUGCCUAUGGUGGAUAAACUCCCACAGGCUUGACACGCUGCCCGUCACCACACCGUGUGCACGCUGGUUUUUCCACGGAGCUGUAAUCGCUAUUACCGGUCAGACAAACUAUUUGGCGUGUGGAACUGGUGGAGAUUUCGAAACUGAAUUCGCAUGAUAUAUAAUUUUUUUCAGAGGAUUGUUGACAAAACUACGAAAUAACAAUUGAUGAGAGUUGCAGAGUCGAUUUUGGAGCAAACUGGUAGUCUGUAAGGACGCUGGGUGCGAAGUGUGCCCCGCAUUCCUCAUUUCAUGUCAGGAACUUCGCCAACCUCCACUCGCUAUCAGUACUAAAUCUUGUCUCUGAGCACAGAAGGAUGAAUGUCUUCCAUCAUGGCUCAUUUCAAGUCUGCUUCCUUCUCCUUUGCGCUUUUCUGAGCAACGCUGUUGCCUUUGAGAAUCCAUGGUCUGACACGGACGACCUGGGGUCGUACUUCACCAACGAGUUUGCCGUGCAAAUCGAAGGGGGGAUAGAUGUUGCACGGAGCGUGGCCUCAGACCAUGGGUACCAACUUCAGAUGCAGAUCGGAAGCCUGCCAGACCAUUAUCUUCUCCAACAUGACGAAACCCCGUCCAGAUCGAAGCGGGAAACCGACGAACGUCACACCAAGAAACUUGCAGAUGACCAUCGGGUGUUGUGGUUCCAACAACAAGAAGCCAAACGUCGAACUAAACGCAAUGUGGAUAAACGAUUCUUGAGAUCAACCGACUUCAACGACCCGCUCUAUGAGGAGGAGUGGUAUCUGAAUGGCGAUUAUAAGGAACAGAGGGGUAUGCAACCGGACAUGAACGUGAGACAGCUGUGGGAGAAAGGAAUUACUGGAAAAGGUGUGGUCGUGUCCAUUGUCGACGACGGACUGGAAGUAGCCCAUUCGGACAUCGCCAAGAACUAUGAUCCUCUAGCAAGCUGGAACUUUAAGGAGAAACGAAACGACCCAACACCUCCCAAGAGCACCUACAAUCAUAAUGGCCACGGCACACGCUGUGCCGGUGAAGUGGCCAUGGUUGCUGACAACGGAAAGUGUGGUGUUGGCAUCGCCUACGAGGCUAAUAUUGGAGGCAUACGCAUAUUGGAAGGGAAAAUAACUGACGCUGUGGAAAGCGCGUCGUUGUCUUAUAACCUGGACCACAUCGACAUCUUUAGCUCCAGUUGGGGACCGACCGACGACGGCAUGACGACAGAUGGCCCUGGACCACUCACCAAAAAAGCACUAGAAGAGGGCAUCAAACGGGGCAGGAACAGCAAGGGCGUCCUCUACGCCUGGGCGUCGGGCAACGGUGGGUCCGAAGACAACUGCAACUGUGACGCGUACUCGAGCAGCAUUUACACCAUCGCUACGUCCAGCGUGUCCGAGACCGGCCAGAAGACAUUUUACGGCGAGACCUGCUCAUCCAUCCUAACGACUUCGUACAGCAGUGGAUCUGGGAAGGCACGUGGCGUCGUCAGUGCCUCAUUGCACAAUCAGUGUACCAAUGAUCACGGCGGUACCUCAGCAUCAGCACCCAUGACGGCAGGGGUGCUUGCCUUACUGCUGCAAGCAAACCCCGAUGUAACUUGGCGCGAUGCCCAACACAUCAUUGUCCAGACUUCCAACACUAGACUCUUACGAGAAGCCGAGGGAGUGGAAUGGCGCCGUAACGCGGCCGGUCACGUGUUCAGCGACUACUUCGGAUUCGGGCUGUUGGAUGCCGAGGCUAUGGUCGAUCUCGCCAACCCCGAGAGUUGGAUGUCAGUUCCCGAAAAGAGUGUCUGUACGAUCAAAGCCGGACCCUCGUUCACGGAAAGAAAACUCACGCGCAACCAACCAAUCAAGCUAGAUAUAGUGACGGACGGAUGUGAGGGAACCAGCGAUGAAGUCACUUACCUAGAGCACGUGAUUUUUUCAGUGUCCAUCGACUACAGUCGCCGCGGGGCUCUCAAUGUACACCUUACCUCUCCAUCCGGAACCAAGACGAAGCUAUUGACUGAGCGCCGUGAGGACUCCUCAGAUGAGAGUAUGGACAACUUCCCUCUGAUGUCUGUGCAACUUUGGGGAGAGCAAGCGGCAAUUGGAGACGGAGUCUGGAAACUCGACAUCUUUGACUCGACUUUGGAAGACAUUAGCGUCGGACACAACGGUUACCUACGAGACUGGAGGCUUGAACUUCACGGGACUAAGGAACUACCGAAGUACGUGAAUUCAGCCAGGGGACCGUAGCUGUGAAAGUAACUCGCUGGUGCACGGAAUGGACCUUCUCCAGAAACUGAGAUUGAGAUACUAACUGAGAACAGAGACCCAAAUCAUUUACUUUCUUACAAUAGAAAGUAGGUUUGCGGUAGCACCAUGGACGUAUCUCUUUUGUGAGUAUUUGCGGUUCUGA
Messenger RNA from Acanthaster planci (crown-of-thorns starfish), 2467 nucleotides. Its product is annotated as neuroendocrine convertase 1-like. NCBI's taxonomy places the organism in Eukaryota, Metazoa, Echinodermata, Asteroidea, Valvatida, Acanthasteridae. Gene Ontology annotation, molecular function: serine-type endopeptidase activity. The record is from RefSeq and is a predicted model, not a curated record. Gene Ontology annotation, cellular component: neuron projection; membrane. Gene Ontology annotation, biological process: peptide hormone processing.